Messenger RNA from Dalotia coriaria, 1831 nucleotides. It is a transcript of the gene crc, whose product is annotated as bZIP transcription factor crc. Gene Ontology annotation, cellular component: nucleus. Bases 573 to 1376 code for a protein of 267 amino acids. Gene Ontology annotation, molecular function: RNA polymerase II transcription regulatory region sequence-specific DNA binding; DNA-binding transcription activator activity, RNA polymerase II-specific. Gene Ontology annotation, biological process: regulation of transcription by RNA polymerase II. The record is from RefSeq and is a predicted model, not a curated record. The transcript has 2 exons. NCBI's taxonomy places the organism in Eukaryota, Metazoa, Arthropoda, Insecta, Coleoptera, Staphylinidae.
GCGUGCAUUACACACUCGAGCUCAGUCACGUUCGGUCGCAUUUAGACAUCGCAAUCGCGCUUAGCAACAAACUAUCACUAUCUCGUCGCGCGCGGGCUACUCAUACGAAUAAAUACCUACAACAAUACACUAUUCGCGACAGUUUGAUUAAACAUCGCAAACUAACGUGUUUCGCGCUUGUUUUGUUUCCGUGUUCGGAUUGCUCACCUGCGCGAAAGCGUUCAUUCUUGAGACGUAGUUCAUCCUCUUGUGUGACAGUGUUUACGCGCGCAUCUCGAUGCAACGUUCCCAUGGUUGACAACGUUAAUAGCAUGCCGUUCAUUUAUCGCUACACCUGGAAUCGGGAAAUCGUUUUCAAUUCACAGAAACUUGUGAAGAGACGCUGAGUCCACGCUGCGAACACGACCACGACAAGCAGAUUGUUAUUUUGUGCACCAAAAAACCGCCGAACACAAAUCAAAUUGCCAUUAACUUUAAACUAGGAGUACGACUAUAUUAAGUUAGCGUUUUAACGAUUUUCCCGCUUUCUGGGUCUGUUUGUGAUAAAUUUGAACGGCGGGAUAGGAAGUAACAUGAUGGAGUACGGAAAUUAUGUCGAUAUUUUAAACCAGCCGGUAUGGAUGGACUCAAAGCUCUAUCCUUUGGAGAGCCAGGCGCAGUUCGGGCAGCUAACCACCAUCUCUCAGCUGCCGAACGGCGCCUACGAGGUGGUGUCUAAUGGGGCAUUCACUCCGCCGCAAACACCACCCUAUGAACACCAACAAUACCAGAAUGUUGCCGUUGGCUAUGAAAUGCCGCCCUCCGCGCCUGUCGCAACUCAACAUCAAGAUCUUAGCGACUACUCUGAGAACGAUCUCGUCAUUCCAAUGGAGCUGCCCGUCUUCUCCACCUCUCAGACGGACGUUGCUCGUGAGCUGGCUGUGGUCGAUGAAUUGGUGCGCUGCCGUGCCAAUAGCUUCGCUUCAUCGUCGCCGUCUCCCUCUUCGCCCUCGUCGACAUCCUGGGCGUCUUCUGCAUCGAGUAGCCAUAGCAGCGCUAACAGUUCAUGCGGGGAAUCUUCUCUGGAGGAUUUUGAAUGGUCGCCUGCUAAUCCCCAGGUGAAGAAGACCGCACAACGCGGUCGGAAGCGUUCCAAACCAUAUGCGCCCGCUGAUCAGAUCGAUAAACGGUCUCGCAAGAAGGAACAGAACAAGAACGCCGCCACUCGCUACCGUAUGAAGAAGAAGGCCGAGGUCGCUGAGAUACAGUCCGAGGAGAACGAGCUGGAGCAGGUGAAGAUCGCGCAUGAAGCGAAGAUUGUCGACCUGCAGCGUGAGAUCAAGCUGAUGAAGGGCCUCAUGUUGGAGUUCUUCAAGAAGCAAGGACUUGUUCAGUAAACAGCUAGAAAGAAAUUCAAACGGAUCAAACAAUUGAAGUUAUUUUACUUUGUAAAAUGAAUCUGUGGUUUAAUCCGUUGAAUUCAUUAUUGGCUUAGCUUUUAAUUAUCCGUCGUUCAAUUUGUAACUUGUUAGGCUUAAGAAUUAAAGAGUAAAUGCGCAUUGUUUAAACCAUUGUACAACUUCAUUGCACAGCGUUGUAACCUUAGAUUGUAAACAUUACACCAACUUUUCAAGUGUUUUCAUUACUAACACCUAUCUUAACAUUACGUUUUCUAUUACACACGUUCAGAAACAAUUACUAACAUGGUGCAUAAAAUACAUUUUUUUUAGUAAAUUUUAAAAUUCACACAAAAAAAGUUCAAACAAUAUUCUAAACGCGCAAGUGAUGUAAUAUGUUAAAUUUAUUUGAUAUAUUUGCUAUACUACAGUUUAAUUAGAAUAUUUGUUGCAAA